Thecamonas trahens ATCC 50062 is the source of this 696-nucleotide messenger RNA. RefSeq lists its product as uncharacterized. The transcript has 2 exons. The annotation marks the transcript as partial. Gene Ontology annotation, cellular component: eukaryotic translation initiation factor 2B complex. Gene Ontology annotation, biological process: biosynthetic process. Gene Ontology annotation, molecular function: translation initiation factor binding; translation initiation factor activity; guanyl-nucleotide exchange factor activity. The record is from RefSeq and is a predicted model, not a curated record. NCBI's taxonomy places the organism in Eukaryota, Apusomonadida, Apusomonadidae.
AUGAUGAUUGCUGUCGUUCCACAGGAGAACUACGAGAUGUGCCUGCUGCCGCUCGUUAACACGCCCGUGCUCGACUACACCCUCGAGUUCCUGGCCUCCUCGGGAGUGAAGGAGAUCUUUGUCUUCUGCUGUGCUCAUCCCGAGCUCAUCUCGGCCCAUCUGGAUGGCUCAAAGUGGACCAAGGCCUCGUCCAAGGUCACUGUUACCACCAUCAUCAACACUCAGUGCAUCACUAUUGGUGAUGCCCUGCGGGAUAUGGACUCCAGGGAUGUCAUCUCGGGCGACUUUGUCCUCGUGGCCGGCGACGUCGUCUCCAACCUCGACCUCCGCCCCGUCAUCGCCGAGCAUAAGAGGCGCCGGGAGGCCGACAAGGGCGCCAUCAUGACUUCGGUGUACAAAAAGGUGGCGCCGUCGCACCGUACCCGCUCGCUCAACGAUGACGUCAUUGUCGGGCUCAACACAGAGACGUCCGAGGUGGUCUACUUCUCGUCCGAGGUCGAGUCGUCCAAGAUUGAUCUCGACGUCCGGCUCUUCACCGAGGUGCCCAAACUCGAGCUCCGCCAUGAUCUGCUGGACACCUUUAUCGACAUCUGCGCACCCGAGGUGCUCAUGCUGUUUUCGGACAACUUUGACUACUCGGACUUGCGCUCCGACUUUGUGCGCGGCAUUCUCGGCGCCGAGAUUCUCGGCAACAAG